AUGGAUCAACUUCAGACCAACCAGUAUGGGCUACCUUCGCACUUUUUAAUCCACCCCGAGCUUCAGUACUUCCUCAUGCCUGUUCAGACCUAUUUAAGGGAGAACUUUCCACAAUGUACUGAGUUAAUUCUCCAAGUUGCUGCGUUUAAUGGCAGCGACAGAGUCCUGAUGGAACGGGAUCCCGUGAGCGGAACGUGGUGUCUUCCCGCCGAGAGGUAUGAUGGGCGAUGGAGCUCAAUGUUGCAUUUCGCCGUCUAUAUCGUGAGAGUUCGUUCGGGCUUCGUAGUCGAGAACGUGGACCGUCUACUAUCAAUCGCGUUAGAUUGGAUUGACGAAGAAACCCAAAGCCUAAGGGUGGUGCUGACAUUCGCCGUAAAUGUCUAUUUUGGUGAUAACAUAACACUGAAUCCUUGCAAUAUGUGGGCAAGCGAGGAGGACGUGGAAGAUUUGCAAGAACUACCUGAAGUCCGGAUCCAUCCGGAAUUCUUGAGGGGACUUCUUUUAAAGACUUACAGAUGGAGGAACGAGAACCUGAUGCGAUUCAGAUUGCCGUACCCUAAAGUUCCGACUUUUCCAGAACGCUCCCAAGUUACGCAUGGCGGAACUACAAUAGGUUAG
Messenger RNA from Daldinia decipiens, 618 nucleotides. RefSeq lists its product as uncharacterized. NCBI's taxonomy places the organism in Eukaryota, Fungi, Ascomycota, Sordariomycetes, Xylariales, Hypoxylaceae. The record is from RefSeq and is a predicted model, not a curated record. The coding region runs from base 1 to 618 and encodes 205 amino acids. The transcript is spliced from 2 exons.